Molecule: messenger RNA, 1050 nt
Organism: Trypanosoma brucei brucei TREU927
Lineage: Eukaryota; Euglenozoa; Kinetoplastea; Trypanosomatida; Trypanosomatidae
Exons: 1
Coding region: 1-1050 (349 amino acids)
Source: RefSeq, a predicted model, not a curated record
AUGCAAACGUCCACUGGCACGACUGGUUAUCAUGCUUCCUUUGGAUUCCGUCCCGUAGGGAAAUUUUGUGACCCUGCAAUAAGGGUCCGUGGGUAUACGGAGCCGCAACUAAGUCACCAACAACAUGCGGCAGUUAUUCUUUCUGCUUCCACUAUCACGGCGUGGUUGCGGCGUCCAAUUGAAAAACUGCAUGCAUUUUACUUUCUCUGUGACGUCCCAGGUGAAUCUAGUCGCAUUUACGCAUCAGACAAACGUGCACAUUUCUUUAGGACUCUUUUUGGCAUAAAAUGGCUUGCAGGUCCAUCUAACCUAUGGACGAUUGCCAGCUACGCGUUUCAGUUGACCGCAUUCACAAAGCUUCGCGAUUUGAUUCCAUGUGAAAGCAACACUACUUGUGGUUUUACUGCUGGCUGUUUAACUGGUUUGUUGUACGCGGUUCUCCGUCAUCCGUAUGAGGUCCUCCUCGCGACAGCAGAGGCAGAGAAGGGUCCAAUGAAGUUUGUGGGUGCUUGGGAUGUCUUCAUGAAGGCGGUGACUGAAAAACCAAAUGUGCUUCUCGGCAUUUACCGCGGCGUAUCUGUAGCAGCCUGUAGUCAAGUGGCGCUGUUAGGCACUACAUGGGGUGUGUAUAACGCUGUGAGGUAUGAUGGCGUGUAUCACGGGACUCCCGUAUUGUUUCUUUACUGUCACGGCGGUGCGCUGCUAGGUAAAAUACUGCAGUACCCAUUUCUUUCCAUACGACAGCAGGUGCGUAUUCGGAAUCAACACACACGCGGACGGCCGCACACAUUCCGUUCUUACAUAGUGGAGGUGCGCAGGAAACAUGGAAUCACCAAAAUUUACGAUGGUUUUUUCGCUAGCCGCCCGAUACUAAAUUCCAUCCCUGCGGCACUACUGCUGGUGACGUAUGAUUUAUGUUCGAGGCACUUGACGGAGCAGCUUCACCCGGAACUGCGGAAGAUGCACGGGGAAGUGAAUCAACCAUUGUACAGCCCCCAUGCAGGUCCGUACGCGGAAACACUUCCAACCUACGAGUUUAAGCGGGGUUGA